Cyanidioschyzon merolae strain 10D is the source of this 2265-nucleotide messenger RNA. RefSeq lists its product as hypothetical. The transcript has a single exon. Lineage: Eukaryota; Rhodophyta; Bangiophyceae; Cyanidiales; Cyanidiaceae. The record is from RefSeq and is a predicted model, not a curated record. Bases 1 to 2265 code for a protein of 754 amino acids. Gene Ontology annotation, cellular component: small-subunit processome; nucleolus; Noc4p-Nop14p complex. Gene Ontology annotation, biological process: maturation of SSU-rRNA.
AUGAACCUCUUUGAUCGAUUUAUAAAUCGUGGCGUCCGGAAACGAGAGCGGACGCUCGACGCCAAACGAAACGCCCUGGGAAACUCGCUGCCCAGCAGAGAAAAUGCCGCUUUCCGGGGAACCCGGGAUUCGAAUAAACCCUCCCGGUUGGGGCGGGUGUCACAGUACUCACGGGAUCGGAAGCGUUUCCAGCUGGAUAGUGUCGAAGGCAGCGAUGACUCACCGGUGGAACUCGAGGAGGAUCGUGGCGUCCCAACGACGUUGACGCAUCACGGGAAACCUUUGCUCGAUGCAGCCAAGUCGGGCCGAACGCUCGAUCGCAAGCGACAUAAGACUGACUUGACCUUGGAUUCGUUUGAUGCGCUCCCUGACGAUCGCAGCGAUAGUUCUGGGGACGUAGGCGGGGCAGUUGACCUGCUCGCUGCAACCGAGACGAAUGAUUCCGGCGGCGACUCGGAAACGUCCCGUUCAAAACCUCGGUUUAGAGACCUCAUGGAGAACUGGGCACUGCAGCGCGAACGGGUCAAAAAAGAGCGGCAGUUGGAGCGCCUGCUUCACGAGCAGCAAACAGAACGUCUGGAUGCAGUGUUCCGCGAGCUUAGCGACCAGCUCGUACGAAGGAAAUCCACCAACAAAAAUGACGCAGCGAACGCAGAUGCUCACCCGACCGUACCCGUUGCAACGCUGGAUGAAUACGAUCUGAUGCUUCAGCAGCUAGCUGAGGAGCCCCGCUCGAAGCCCGCCGAACCAGAGUCCAUCAAAGAAACUCGGCGGCAAGAGCGCGCAUUGGGCCUGCUUGCAGCAAAAGAGCUAACCAACGAUACUUUCUCUGUUGAAUCUACACCGAUGAGCCAGAAGCUUCUUUCAGAAGACGCGAACGGAACUCCGUUGCUUCCAAUGGACCCUGACUCGCUCAGUUCCGAUGCCGAUCCCGAUGAAUCACACAGCGACUCGCUCGCACAGCACGCUGCUGGUGCAGACGCGCACUCGGCCCUGGCUCAUCAGCUUCACGCGUUGGAGCAGCUCUGGCAACAAAUGCCGCCGAUUCGUGAGAACCCCGCACUCGAUACCUGCCUCGCAAAGAUUGACGAGGAAGCCGCUCGUUUUCUGGGCGGGAGAUGGCGUCCACGAUCUGCCUCGCCAGCGAAAGCAUCACCCCCAGGUCUGGUGUCUGUCGGUGCUGGCAACGCCGCUUCCGAUAUGGAGAUCAGUGACCACGGUAGUCAUGUUGCUGCCACGCUCGGACAGUGGGCACUGCACCAGCUCAGACGAUUGGAGGAAUUGCUGCGUAUUGCACCAGAUCAGUGGAUGCAUUGGACUUGUGAAGAGGCUGGCUGGCGACGACUCUGGUCAGCGGCACUAGUCAUGCAGGCACUGUGUCGGCUGUUUCCGAAGCAGCAAUCUCGGCAUCCGGUAACCGCACCGCUCGCCCUGCUUCUCAGCGAGUUCUUUGGCAGUAUGACACUGGCAUUAGACGCCCAGACAGGUUCGCAUCCGGUGACCGCAGAAAUGCCGCCCUCGACUUGGCGCUCACUGGCUUUGCUGAUCGUCCUGGCACACUUAUGGAUCGAUGGCUUGGUGCUGGCCUCGGGACGACUCCACCCCGAUGCGUACGCUUUCCUGCGCGCGUUGCUGGAUCUCUUGCGGCUCUUUCGCCAGUCCACAAAGUCGUUCGCAGAUCGCCAUGGACUCAUCGAGAACAGUGUCACCCGUGAUACAUCCGCCUCGGAGGCUCUGGAUCACUUGUACCAGUGCGCGGUACCAGCGAGCACUGCCGUGGUCGACCCGGCGUUGUUGUCGCUCGCCACAGGGACACUCUGCGAGCAACUGGAACAGAACGCACAGAUGCAGCGGUACCUCCAGCUGCCGCUCGGUGUCGCAUUACAGUCGUCUUUGCGGGAAUUGUUUCUGGUGAUGGACACGGACCUGCCGCCCUGGUGCAAGCGAUACACCGCAGCGCUACAAAAAGCAGAGCGUUCACUGCCGACAGCUCCGCGGCAUCGCUAUCGCGCGAACGAGCCCAAGUUGCUGAAUCCGCGGCUGGACAUGGACCGAGCGGGGCGCAGUUCCAGCCAGCAAACCGAUGAGGAUAAGAAACUGCGUCAGCAGUUCCGACGUGAGCUGCGAGCAACCGGGAGAGUGCUCCGACGCCGACAGGAGGUCUUUGCUGCUCAGCGGUUGCAGGCCGAGCACAGUAGGCGUGUGCAGCUGCAGCGCCGCGCGCGCCAAGCCACCGGUCUCAUUGGUAGCGAACAGCUUCGCUGA